This is a messenger RNA of Hyposmocoma kahamanoa, 621 nucleotides long. RefSeq lists its product as uncharacterized. The transcript has a single exon. The coding region runs from base 1 to 621 and encodes 206 amino acids. NCBI's taxonomy places the organism in Eukaryota, Metazoa, Arthropoda, Insecta, Lepidoptera, Cosmopterigidae. The record is from RefSeq and is a predicted model, not a curated record.
AUGUCGCAGGUGUUUGGGGCUGAGGCCGUCUCCCAUGCGCAUUCAGUCUCAUUCUCUUCAAAAGAAGUGGCAUUAGUCAUUAAGAAAAUGGUAAGGGGUAAAUCGCCGGGUCAUGACGGCCUUAGCAUUGAGCACCUGCAACAUGCAGGUUGCCAUUUGCCUCGAGUGCUUGCUAUGUUUUUUACACCAUGUCUCAAUCAUAGUUACUUGCCUAACGAUCUCAUGCGAACGGUAGUGGUGCCAAUCGCAAAGAACAAGACGGGUGACUCAUCGGAUCUGUCUAAUUAUAGGCCAAUUUCUUUGGCAACCGUGAUUGCAAAAGUUCUGGACAGUUUGCUUGACGACCACCUGGGUAGGCACCUGAGCCUGAACGAUGCACAAUUUGGGUUUAGACCAGGUCUGUCGACUGACAGUGCUAUCUUGUGUCUCAAGCAUACUGUCCAGUACUACACUGCUAGAAAGACCCCAGUUUACGCGUGCUUCCUAGACCUCUCCAGGGCCUUUGAUCUGGUUUCAUAUAAUGUAUUAUGGGGUAAACUAUAUAAUGACACCACUUUGCCGCGUGAAAUAACGGACUUGUUCAGGUAUUGGUACAAUAACCAAAGCAACUAUAUCAGAUGA